AUGGCCUCCGUCUUCACCUACGACCCGGAUCCUCCCCGCGUCUCGUCGCCCUGGAUUCAGGCCGAUGAUGCAGACAGCUCGCCGGGCUCCGGCGCGGCUGUGACUCAGACCGGCCUGCUGUCCGAGUAUGGCGUCACGAGGCUGGAAGCAGAGCCGCAGACCGGCCCCAUCGAGUACAAGCUGCAUCUGCUGCUGCGGUCACGGCGGAGCUACGUGUAUAUGAGCACCGUGCGCCAGAAGAGAGACAAGCUUCAUGCCCAGCCGGGAGACAUCGCGGCGCUGUACUCGGCGUCCCCGACGCCUUCCUCGUCGAGCCAGCCUCGCCAGGAGCGUCUCCAGCGCCUCACGACGCAGCUGCUGUGGCGCCUGCAGCAGUCGUCGCCGUAUCAUGCGUCGAGCUCCAGAGAAGUGAGGAUACCAAAGCUAUCCGACGGCAAGGGAGAUGCCGGGUCGCCAGAUGCCCACGGCACGCAGAUGCCGGGCCUGGAGGAGUCCCAGGGCGCGCUAUACGAGAUAGGCGUCGCUGACGAUGGAACGCUCGUCGGGCUCAGCAGGGACGAGCUGGACGAGAGCAUUGCGACUCUGAAGAACAUGGCAGCGAGUCUUGGCUGCGGCGUUACCGUGUUGCGGAUGGUGAUUGUGGGCGACUGUGAAUGGAUCGAAAUCGCGGAGCCGGAGGGCAAUGCUGCCCGGAAACCGGUCCAGGUCACCAAACAGGACAAGCUCUGGGUGGCUGAGGCCUUGAUCACGCCUAACACGGAAGUGCAGCGUUCCAAGUCGCUUCAGGAUGUCAAGAGCCAUGACGGGUCCGAUGGCGCAACUUCUCUGCAACCAUCUACGUCUACUACAGCGCCGCCAGGUCAUGCCAAGUCGACGACGCCGCAGCUGCGGGUGACGCUGACGGGCCCAAUAGCGUCAGGGAAGUCGAGUCUCUUGGGAACCUUGUCGACGGGCACUCUGGAUAACGGCCGGGGCAAAAGUCGCUUGAGCUUGCUGAAGCAUCGCCAUGAGAUGGCUUCCGGGAUGACCAGCUCCAUCGCGCAGGAGCUCAUCGGCUACAAGGAGAGGCUCAUUUUCAACUUCUCCCAUCGCAACAUUGAGUCGUGGCUCGACAUUCAUGACUACGCCAGCAAUGGCCGGCUGGUGUUUAUGUCUGAUUCAGGCGGCCACCCUAGGUAUCGACAUACAGUCUUCCGUGGGCUGAUGAACUGGGCUCCGCAUUGGAUGGUCCUCUGCAUCGCUGCAGACGACGCCGAGGUGACUCAUGAUAUGGCUUCUAUGGUCAUGGACUCGGCAGACACUGAUCUGGUCAAGGCCCAUCUGGACCUUUCGCUGAAGCUUGACGUUCCGUUGGCCAUCGUCAUCACCAAGCUGGACCUCGCGUCCAAGGCAAGCCUGCAAAAGACAAUGACGAAGAUACUCGCUGCUAUCAGGGAUGCGAAGCGAGUGCCAAAGCUCCUGCAGCCGGACCAGCAGCCACAGGAGCAGCUGGCCCAGAUUCCCCAAGCAGACUGGGACAAGGUGCAGAACUGGGUUGGCAUGGUUGACCAACAGGAAGGCCCGCUGAAGCAUGUUCCCAUUGUCUUCACCAGUGUCUUGAAGGGAGUCGGCGUCGGCCUUGUCCAUGCUCUGCUUGCAAGCCUGCCUCUGCCAGAGGCGCCUACAACGACGCCGCAGACCGGCUCUACGGAUAGUAAGGGACAUCCAGAGCAACCGGAAGGCCUCUUCUACAUUGAUGACACGUUCAAUCUGCCAAGGUCCUUUGAUGACUCGCCAUCGAGCGCGGACGGUGUCAUUGUAUCCGGUCACGUUCGCUUCGGCAGCUUCUCGGUAGGACAGACCAUUGUUGUAGGGCCCUUUUCGACAGGCCAUGGUCGUGUCUCGGCAUCCGAAGACCAAUCGUCGCCCGACGAACGUGGAUCGCCCAUGCUGAACGCAGUAGCCACCGGACAUGCCGGCAUCUCCAGGUCGUAUGACACACCGCCGGUCAUUGCUGCAGACGAGUGGCCAAGGGGCCGCAUUGUAAGCAUCCGCAACCUCCGGCUACCUGUGGGCACCUUGGAAGCUGGUCAGGUGGGCUCCAUCGGUGUCGUGUUUGAGCAAGUGCAGACCGAACUGAUGCCCCUGAAGACGGAGACGCCACAGAUCCGGAGAGGCAUGGUGAUGGCGACGCCGCCUGUUGAUGCGCUGGGCAGCGAAGUGACUCUUCAGGCUGCUCGUGGGUUUACGGCAGAGUUUGAUGAAGAUGCUGCGGAGUUCCCUCCGCUGGGCUCAACGGUCAAUGUACUCUUUGGUUGUGUUCGAACUGCUGCCCGGAUCAUUGACGCCUCGACCCAGCGCCGUGAGACAGCUACAGCAUCUGACGUCGACGAAGCAGCUGUAGCUGCAGAGCAUCGUUCUGAAGAGAGGGUAACCAAGGUAACUGUAGAAUUGAUACACAGUCGAAAGUGGGCUGAGCUGGGGACAUCAGUCAUCAUCAUGGGGAACGGUAGUCAGGACGGAUCAGGACUACAGGGUUUUGUUGGAAAGAUAACGCAUGUCGUGUCUUGA
This is a messenger RNA of Trichoderma reesei QM6a, 2550 nucleotides long. RefSeq lists its product as uncharacterized. The coding region runs from base 1 to 2550 and encodes 849 amino acids. The record is from RefSeq and is a predicted model, not a curated record. Gene Ontology annotation, molecular function: GTP binding; GTPase activity; translation elongation factor activity. The transcript has a single exon. Gene Ontology annotation, biological process: translational elongation. Lineage: Eukaryota; Fungi; Ascomycota; Sordariomycetes; Hypocreales; Hypocreaceae.